AUGGCAGAUGCGGCAAACAAUGGUGGUAUCCCCAAAGGAAUGAGGAUUUUAGUGCGAUUCUGGGGCGCUGUGUCGGGAUUAUGUGAGUGUUGUUCUCUGACCAUUUUUGAUCAUUUCAACUUUGUUUUCAAUCCAAAAAUCAGAAUUCGUUAUUCUUACUAGAGUUCUCACUAGAGUUCCUGCUUUCCCCCGCUUUUUAUGAUUUAAUGAUCUGGAUAUUAGGAUAAAACUGGAACUAACUGAUUUUUGUCUCACAAACUACGGGUCCGUAAUAUUUUUGACACCCGGAAAGCCGGUAUUUGUCAAUGAAUACCCGACAGAAAUCUGAAGGAUCUCCCUUGUAAACAGUCUGACAUUAUGUUCGCUUUAAAUAUUUUACACCGUUGCCCUUUCUUCCUUUUAGGAAAUUGACGUUCUUGUUCGAAUUUUACCUAGUAUGAAAAGUAAAACUAGGAGCUUGUUUCAAGUUUUUCGCCUCGUCGCAAAAGGGCAAAAUAAAAGCUCAUCUAUUGAAUUUAGGAUGUUGGGUACUUACGAGUUUUAAAUUUUGAAUAAAACACUAAAUGUUUAAACAAAUUUAUUUGGAAAAAAGAUUUUAAAAUGCUAGUUCAGUUCUACCUUGGCCUUGUACAAAGUGAACAAAUAGCUUCAUUUGGGGUUUUUCAUCAUAUCCUGCAGACCAGUUUCCGCUUUAUUUACUUCUGAUAACUUGAGCCAUGUUUGCCAAGCAUGUAACAAGUCAAAACAAACCAAGCAUUGCAGACCAAAGUCUUGAAUCUAUUUAAGUAGCAAGAUAUUUUUUAACCUUUUUCACAUUAAACUAAAUGUGUCAAUAAACCACUUCAUAUGUUGCUUCUUUGGGGUCCUAUCAAAGCCCCUCUGAAAAUAAACUGUGGGGUACUUCCUUAUGAGAGGCUAAUAGGAUGUGCUGCUGUAUGGGGUCUCAUUUUCCCGACUGGACUGACUAAGAUGGGGUCUAUAAUUGGCCACAGAAUAGACUAUAAUGGGGUAGGGGCACCGAGAGGUCAGUGGCACAUACCCAGCAAAAAUUAACCAAAGUACCCCCCCCCCCUCCGGAAUUGUGCCAUGCCAGCCUUUUGUAUAUAAAUGUUUAAGAAAUGGAAAUGGUAUACUUUGCUUUGUUUUGUUUUAUGAUAUUAUGUUCUGCUCUGUAAUUUACAAAUAUCUUUCCUUUUUCUCUUGACUUCUCUAUAAUGCAAUUUGCAUGAUUAAAUAUUCACUGUACAGUGAAAAAACGUUUUUUCCUCAUCAUCAAUAACUCAGACCUUUUUCUAUUUCCCUAGAAUGUUAGAGUUAUCAGUAGUCAAGUGAAUUCCAUUUGAGCAAGGGUGGGGCAGUGGUAAGAGCACUUGCAUCCCACCAUGGUGGCCCGGGCUCAAAUCCUGGCAUUGACAUCAUAUGUGGGUUAAGUUUGUUGUUGGUUCUCAACUUUGGUCCAAGAGGUUUAUUUUCAGGUGGCCUAGUUUUCACGUCUUAAAAACCGCCAUUUUCAAAUUUCAGUUGGACCAGGAAUGGUAGACGAAGAAUCACUACAUUGAUGUGCUUCUUCUAAAUCGUUAUUGUUUAUUUAUAUAUUUACUUAUUAUAAUAUUAUUAUUUCAUUGAAAAAACAGACAACAAGUCUUGUGCUUGUAAUAACUUGUAUAUAUAUUAUCUGUUUUGUUAUUAAUUUCUCAGGUUCUGCUGCUCUUGGCUUCUUCGUUCUUUUCACACUAUCAGCAACAUGUUUAGGAAUGGGAAUAUAUAUGAUGUAAGUCUUAUUUCGAGGGCCAAGGCAUGUAAUUUGUAAAUCUUGUGGUGGCCUUUUGGGCAAUUGUUAGGACUAAGUUUCUGGUAUAUAGGAGAGAAAUAAUGUCAGGCUAAUAUACCUUGUGUCGUAGAACAUGUGGCCUAUGCAAUUUAGUUAAACUCAGCAACAGAAAUGAGCAGGGGGGGAGGUCCUUGAGAGGCCGGUGGAGCCACGAAUUGCAGCUGAGUGCAAUGCGUAAUCUUGACAACCUUAAGAGUGGCAUCCACCCAGGUGCCGUCACACUGAGCACUAACCAGUGGAACCUAACAUACUUACCAUAUACAUACCAUAGGGGAGGGAUUGGUAGGGAGUGAGAAAACACUCUGCAAGUACAAGCCACAACAGGCAAUGACACUCAAACUUAAUGAGCUGAACUCAAGAGAAUGCUUGUAAAAAGACCCACAAGCCCUUACAAUGCAAUAUCAUGAUGAGAGAAACAGCUGGUCAGCACUAUCUUGAGUUUAACUUUGCCUAAAUUUCAUGUAGCCACAUAAAAUCACCUAAGUACAUAAAGUCUCAUCUAAGGUAGUGUUUGGUUGGGAUCAACAGUUACUAAUGGUCGGUAUUUUUGGUUGGAUCUGUUUUCUUGUGUUUUAUUUGGAGAAAAUCUUCCUGGUAGGUAAGGACUUUGUCUGUAUUGUAAUGCAUUGAUUUUUUCAUUUAAAUAAUGUUCUUUUUGUUAAGUGUUUGGUAUUUUCUCAUGUAUGUUUCUUUAGCUUGUGUGCCGUCACGCCACUGAACGUUAUAUAAAAAAUCAUUUUUCUGUUUCGUGAUUAUUUCCGCUUGAGACGUAGGUUAGUCAUUUUAGAGAUAGUAUCUGUCAGAAAUGCUUAUUAUUGGUCAAUCUGUUACACUGGGAUUUCCUUUACAAAGUAUAAUAGUCAUUGUCUUAUUUACUCGCCAGUUUUUUCACAUCAGUCCAGCCUAUGUUCAAGUUCUUUCCUUUUUUACCUUAUAUAAAGUAAUUUCAACUUUGCUGGUUAUGCUUCCCUAUCUCGGCCAAGACCAAAUAUCGGUUGAGGUAGCGGAACAGCUUGUACUCAUCAUAGUUGUAGUCCAUUUUACAGCAUUAAUUUUUUUAGUCAAAAAAAUAAAAUUAAUGUAUUUUAUUACUAUUGUAGUUCAAAUUUUUUCUUUUGUUUAAAAUUGUUCAAACUAGUUUCUUUUUUAUUUCCAUUUUCUUUUGUCUCAUUUGUUUGAGAUAAUGAUAUAAUAUUAUUACGGACCUAAAAAUGACCAGGAACAUUUUUGAUGUUUUAGAUUAAUGGGUGCACUAGUUCUUGGCUUUGAGGCUCCUGUGUGUUGUCAAUAUGUACCAGCUCUAGUAACCAUGAGCAACUGGAUUGAUACCCACUUUAGAUUCUGGAUGAGAGGAACCUUGUAUUUCCUGUAAGUUCUAGUCACUGUUAGAAGAUGUCAGUAAUCCUGCAGUCUGUACAGGGCUCAAAAUAAUGGCCAGUCAACCAACAUUGUUUGACCAAGAUAGCUAAUUAUGCAGAUCAUUAAGGUUUUCUUGUCAUUUUCACCUGACAUGUGCACUGUGCAUUGAUUGAAAAUAAGUGACCAGAUGAAAUUAUAUUUUUACAUAAUCAUGUACAUGUAUCAAGAAAACAAGCAACUUUUCUUCCUUUCACUUCAGGAAACAUAUAUUUCCAUCAGUUUUCAAAAGUGUACAACGGAGGCAAAAUUGGAUUGGCAGUUUUCAUUAGAGUAUUUUCCGCCUACUCGAUAACACUCAGGUCUAAAGACAUUAAAUUUUUAUAAAAGCCUGACAAGUUUAGGCCUUUACUGCCUGAAUAUCCCCCUGAAUCUUAAAAAACAUUUCAAUAAUAUUGGGGUGGGUGUAGAUGCAGGACUUAGUGAUUUAAAGUUUUAAUAGACCUCUUUAGCUUGUUAAUUGUUUUGUUUUCUCAUUAGUAUGUCGUGUGAUGAUAUUCUUGAGGUCUCAGUUUCUUUCAAAUUUUGUCUUAUUCACACACAAUUUGUGAAAAGACAAAUUCCUCUGAGACCUUCUAUUGGAAAACAAACCGUACAAGUUAUAAAAAGAGGUCUAUUUUAUGAUUUGUGAUUUGUGAUUUGUCUAUUUUAUGAUUUGUGUUAUAGGUUGGCUAUUCUUCCUGUAAUAUUUUGCCUUGAAGUGUCCACAUUUGUUGGCUGUGGCUCCAUCAUGAUAACUGCUGCCUUGUAUGGUGUCUUAGCUAUUGGCAAAAAGUAAGUGCAAUUAGCAGUUAAAAGAAAGAAAAUGUGAUAAAAAUUAUUUUAUUUUUUAUUUUAAAAUGGCAAUAGUCUCAGGUGUGGGUGCAUUACAGAAAUGGUUAAAUUUAAUGAAAAUUAAAGCUAAGGCUUAAUUGUACAUGUAUCAUUCAGUCAAAAUUGAUUUCAGGCUAGUGUCCUUCUAAGAUGUUUAAUAGUCUUGACUUGUUUAGACAUGAUAACCUCAUACAAAUCCCAAAGAGGCAUUUUUGUAGGGUUUAUAUUCACAAAUAGCAGUGAGAAAGUUCAACUCCAGUGUAAAAUUAAUUGACAUAAAGAGUUGGUGGGAGUUCAUUCUUCUUUGCUGGUUCAUGUGAGUACAUUGAGUUCAAGUUAAGGCUCCCCAGCAAAAAAAACUACAUAACUUCAUUACUGGAUUAUUUUGCAUUUUAGGGGAGCUGAUGCCAACAAGAAUGCUAAUAAUGAGGACAUUGAGAUGAAAACAAACCUAGUUGAUACCAAAGGUGACCCAAAUCAUACUGAACCCUGA
Molecule: messenger RNA, 4553 nt
Organism: Porites evermanni
Lineage: Eukaryota; Metazoa; Cnidaria; Anthozoa; Scleractinia; Poritidae
Source: the annotation of a GenBank genome assembly